Messenger RNA from Sorex fumeus (smoky shrew), 334 nucleotides. RefSeq names its product NELL2 interacting cell ontogeny regulator 1 (gene NICOL1). NCBI's taxonomy places the organism in Eukaryota, Metazoa, Chordata, Mammalia, Eulipotyphla, Soricidae. Bases 8 to 298 code for a protein of 96 amino acids. The transcript is spliced from 3 exons. The record is from RefSeq and is a predicted model, not a curated record.
CCCGGCCAUGGCGCCCCCGCCUCCGCGAAGCCCUCCGCGGCCGCCGCCCCCGCUGCUGCUGCUGCUGCUGCUGCUGAGCGCGACGCUGCUGGGCGCCCAGGCCCGCGCCGACCCCGCUCCGGGCGGCGCCGUCCCCGCGCAGAGCCGCCCGUGCGUGGACUGCCACGCGUUCGAGUUCAUGCAGCGCGCCCUGCAGGACCUGCGGAAGACGGCGUCCAGCCUGGACGCGCGGACCGAGACUCUCCUGCUGCAGGCCGAGCGCCGCGCCCUGUGUGCCUGCUGGCCCGCCGGCCGCUGAGGACGCGCUGAUCCCACAAUAAACACCCGAACCCGU